CCGGACAUCCCCUGUCGAGAAGAGUUAUGGGAAGACGUUGUGCGAUAAGAAGACGCCACCUUUGAAUUUUGCACCAUCAUGGCGCAAUGCAUGAUUUCCGGUGAGCAAGAUCGACGCUUAGCCCAAUGCUCCAAGCGGGCUACACGCGACUAUGAUAUAGCAACGACAGAUUGACCUAUACGCAUUUUUAAGUUAAGCUCUUUGGUAUUACACUAUACUCUUAGUAAUAAUAAUUAUAUAAUGUGUGUAGAGGGACACUGGCGAUUCGGCGGCUCGUCUUCGAUGUCUAUGGUUCUGUGUGAUUUUUGCGGCAAUGGCGAGCAGGGAUCUUUCUUGGGAAGGCAAGAUCGAUGGAAGUUACGCGGUGGUUACUCGGGAUGUUAACAUCUUGUCUUGUCUAUUCUCUUUGGGAGUUUAGGGUCAGUUUGGUGAAACGAUCAUAUGCAGUAGUUUUACCUUUACAUUUUGAUGCACAGUAAUUGUGGAGCAAUAGAACUUCAGAUUUUUCUCCCUCCCAUUGGUUUCCCAGAAAAUAACAGGUCAUGGGCUUGGCAGUCUGAUUUCGCAAGGGGAGCACAUACAUACCGUAUAAAUAGACGCACUGUACGCAGCUUUGAUGAGUUGUUAGAAAGUUUGGCGGACCUCAACGAUCAUUGAUUACAUGAUGUCAGCUAAGUUUAUCAUCGUCUUUGUAUCUUUAUAUCUGGUUGUUACACUGCCUUCGUCUUUACCAUGCGAAGAACCAGACGGAAUGGCUUACCCACGUGGCAGCGAGGGCGUUUGGAAUGUGCUAUGCCCAUUCCGACUGUGCAAAGCGUACCUCGGCAAGCCUGGACAGACAAUUCCCGGUUUCUACUACAAAGCAAACCUAAGUAACAAGUACGCUUGCAACAAAAUCGGCGGAAUAUGCCAGGCCGUCUGGUCGUCUGUAUCUUUUCUGCAGUUCAACGCAACAGAUAGCUACCAAUGGAAUUGGAAUUCGACGAGGGUCACCGUCGCUUAUGCGUGCAAAGCAAAAAUCUCAGGAUUGACCAAGCGCGACACCAGAUUGACGAGGUUUUCUGGUAUGAAAUCUUUGGUGCAACGCAAUGCUACCUGUUGGAAAGAAAAGAUGCACCAGUUGCUGUCCACAGGAAAGGUUGAGUGCUCAAACUCUGGAGAAGGGCCUGAAAAAUGCUGUAUAUCUACUCAAAAUGACUUUGAAUGAGACGAGAGACAGUAGAGCGUAGUGUUUGGCUCCUUGAUCAGUCUCUAAAAAUCUUUUAUUUUAUGCAUAUAUUUUAUUACAGUUUCUACAGACAUAUCUAGAUCUCUUCAUUUGCUUCAGUGCUUCUAACAAUAUACUAUCUUGUAGCAAUUUGUCACAAUUUCCAUUGUAUGUUAUAUAGGC
Molecule: messenger RNA, 1390 nt
Organism: Corticium candelabrum
Lineage: Eukaryota; Metazoa; Porifera; Homoscleromorpha; Homosclerophorida; Plakinidae
Exons: 2
Coding region: 662-1207 (181 amino acids)
Source: RefSeq, a predicted model, not a curated record